AUGGCGUCGAUGAGCAGCGUGAAGCCGAUCAGCGUCCAGCCGGGCGGCCUCAAGCGCUCGGAGGCGAAAACGGACUUGAAAGCCGAUCCGGAAACGGACACCUUGCCGGCGCCGGACGAGCCGCUGACCUGCCUGCCAAACCGCCGGCCGGCGCCCCGGCUAGCCAGCAUGUUCGUCUUGUUCUUUCCGCCGGCCGCCGUCUACCUGGGCCUCGGCAGCUACGACGUGAACGUGCUGAUCAACGCGGCGCUGACGCUGUGCGGCUGGGUGCCCGGCGUCGCCCACGCGUUGAUGGUGGUGUGCCUGCGGGCCGAUCAGCUGUUCGACCCGUCGGGCGGCGUGGCCGAGCUGUCCGCGACGACCGGCACGUCCGGGACGGCUGGAAAAUCCGGUGGAUCACGCGGCUACAGCACGAGCAAA
This is a messenger RNA of Mesorhabditis spiculigera, 420 nucleotides long. The record is from the annotation of a GenBank genome assembly. NCBI's taxonomy places the organism in Eukaryota, Metazoa, Nematoda, Chromadorea, Rhabditida, Rhabditidae.